This is a messenger RNA of Equus caballus (horse), 2051 nucleotides long. RefSeq names its product EGF containing fibulin extracellular matrix protein 2 (gene EFEMP2). NCBI's taxonomy places the organism in Eukaryota, Metazoa, Chordata, Mammalia, Perissodactyla, Equidae. Gene Ontology annotation, molecular function: calcium ion binding. The record is from RefSeq and is a predicted model, not a curated record.
GGGGUGGGCCGCGCCGCGGCGGGCGGGCGGGCGGGGGGCGCUUCCUGGGGCCGCGCGUCCAGGGAGCUGCGCCGUCCGCCCGUCCGUCUGCCCGCAGGCACUGCCCGAACCAGCCGAGCCGCCGGAGCCGCGGGCCGCGGGGGCGUCGCGGGCUCAACCCCAGGAUGCUCCCCUUCGCCUCGUGCCUUCCCGGGUCUCUACUGCUCUGGGCACUGCUGCUGUUGCUCUUGGGGGCAGCGUCUCCCCAGGAUUCCGAGGAGCCUGACAGCUACACGGAAUGCACAGAUGGUUAUGAGUGGGACCCGGACAGCCAGCACUGCCGGGAUGUCAACGAGUGCCUGACCAUCCCCGAGGCCUGCAAAGGGGAGAUGAAAUGCAUCAACCACUAUGGGGGCUACUUGUGCCUGCCCCGCUCGGCCGCCGUCAUCAAUGACCUGCAUGGCGAGGGACCCCCACCACCAGUGCCCCCUGCUCAACACCCCAACCCCUGCCUAGCAGGCUAUGAGCCUGAUGAUCAAGAGAGCUGUGUGGAUGUGGACGAAUGUGCACAGGACCUGCAUGACUGCCGUCCCAGCCAGGAGUGCCAUAACCUACCUGGCUCCUACCAGUGCACCUGCCCUGAUGGCUACCGCAAGAUUGGGCCCGAAUGUGUGGAUAUAGACGAGUGCCGCUACCGCUACUGCCAGCACCGCUGCGUGAACCUGCCUGGCUCCUUUCGCUGCCAGUGCGAGCCGGGCUUCCAGCUGGGGCCUAACAACCGCUCCUGUGUGGAUGUGAACGAAUGUGACAUGGGGGCUCCAUGUGAGCAGCGCUGCUUCAACUCCUAUGGGACCUUCCUGUGUCGCUGUCACCAGGGCUAUGAGCUGCAUCGGGAUGGCUUCUCCUGCAGUGAUAUCGAUGAGUGCAGCUACUCCAGUUACCUCUGCCAGUACCGCUGUGUCAACGAGCCAGGUCGCUUCUCCUGCCAUUGUCCCCAAGGCUACCAGCUGCUGGCCACGCGCCUCUGCCAAGACAUUGACGAGUGCGAGUCUGGUGCGCACCAGUGCUCCGAGGCCCAAACCUGUGUCAACUUCCAUGGGGGCUACCGCUGCGUGGACACCAACCGCUGCGUGGAGCCCUACGUCCAAGUGUCCGACAAUCGCUGCCUCUGUCCGGCCUCCAACCCCCUGUGCCGGGAGCAGCCCUCGUCCAUCGUGCACCGCUACAUGAGCAUCACCUCCGAACGGAGCGUGCCCGCCGACGUGUUCCAGAUCCAAGCGACCUCCGUCUACCCCGGCGCCUACAAUGCCUUUCAGAUCCGUGCCGGAAACUCGCAGGGGGACUUCUACAUUAGGCAAAUCAACAAUGUCAGCGCCAUGCUGGUCCUCGCCCGGCCCGUGACGGGCCCCCGGGAGUACGUGCUGGACCUCGAGAUGGUCACCAUGAACUCCCUCAUGAGCUACCGAGCCAGCUCUGUACUGAGACUCACCGUCUUCGUGGGGGCCUACACCUUCUGAGGAGUCGGGGGCAGCCCUCAGGGAGGGGGAGGUUCCCUGUAGCCGAGGAGCUGGGGCUCAGGGAUGACUGUGUUCUGCUAAAAGGGAAGAUGCUGUUGUGAAGGAUAGAGAGAGAAAGGCAAUAAAGGGAGAAAGAAGGAGUCCUGGUGGCUGAGGUGGGUGGGUGACACUGUAGUGAACCCUAGACUGGGGAAGGGGCCAGGCUUGUGGGAAGCAGGCCAGGUCCCCCUAACGGGGGGGGUGGUCUCUGCUCAGGCUGAGGGGCCCCACUGACAGGAGCUGGGAGCUGCAUCCCCACAGCUGGGACUGGUCUAGCUGCCACGGGCAUCAGAAUCUCCUGGAGAAGGGAGGGGGUGUUGAGACUGCAGACUCCAGGUCCCAGCCCAGAAAUCUGGGCUUGGCUGGUUUGCAGGGGCCUGAGACACCCCACUUAGUCAGUGCCAGGAGGCCCUGGGUUUCAAUCCUAACUACGCCUCAAACUAUCAAUUUAGACCAAUGCUAGUAGCUGCCUGGGCCUUAGUUUUCCAAUCCAUAAAAUGAAGCAACUGGACUGUU